Molecule: messenger RNA, 3543 nt
Organism: Cyclospora cayetanensis
Lineage: Eukaryota; Apicomplexa; Conoidasida; Eucoccidiorida; Eimeriidae
Exons: 6
Coding region: 1-3543 (1180 amino acids)
Biological process (GO): regulation of transcription by RNA polymerase II
Cellular component (GO): nucleus
Molecular function (GO): transcription cis-regulatory region binding
Source: RefSeq, a predicted model, not a curated record
AUGCGGGGGGAUGAAGAAGAGCGAGCGCAGCGCAGCGCGCAGGAAGGAGCGCUGAAUGGUUUGGUCGAAGCUGCAACUGCGGAUUUCGCAGGGGCAAGAGCGGCUCGCACCGAUGCCCCCGCCAACUGUGGCAGCUCGCUCUCAGAGCAGCUACAACAACUGCAGCAAAGGCUUGCUGCCAUGCGGUGGGAAGACGAUUUCCCAAGGGAGGAGCAGAGCAAGUACCCAGCAGAUGCCCAGAAUGCGGCCGGUUGUUGCGACGGCAGCAGUCGAGCCUUUGAGCGCGAGGGAGUGAAGCAGUCUUCAGAGCCACACCCUCAGAAAUCCCUAGAAAGCAGCGCGAAAACUUCCCUAGGCAGCUUCAUGAUGGCGCUUGCUGCCUCUGCUGCCCACUCCGUUGCCGAAAAAAUCGAACAGUCGGCGCACCACCUCUUCAAGCCCCCAAGUCUCUACGAAAUAGCAGAUCGCGUCUUUUUAUGCGAUCGAACAGAAAACGCCUCUCCUCUCAAUGCCUUGAUUUCCUCUUACAUGGACGCCACACACCCGUUCAGCUAUUUGGUCAUAGACAUGGCGGAUAAGCGCCGUCGCAGCACAUCAGAAUUCAAGACUGGCACCACCCUAGAUGCAGAGUUGUGCGGCCUCUCCUAUCCGCCUUUGCGCCUGUGUCUGUCCCUCUGCGUCAGCGCCGGCAGAUGGAUGCGGGGAGAUGACAAACACGUACUUUUGCUGCAAUCUUUCAGGAGUCUAGGCCGCUCCGUCUGCCUCGCUGCAGCCUUCCUCUCUUGGACAGGUGCUGCACGAGACACACGAGCAGCUGUACGUCGAAUUGCGAUGGCUUUAGGCUUCGAACCGGAGGCGUUUCCCCUCCUGCCCAGUCAAAGACGCUUCUUGGAGUUCUUUGACUGCCUCAUGGAAAUCCCUUCUCCUUUCGCCUCGCGCGCUCCCGCGCACUCGACGGAGGAAGAGCAAGCUGCAAACCACAGGAGGCAGCUGCAGCAGCGGCUGCUCCCUAGACAGCUACGCAGAAUUAUCUUCUCUGGCCUCCCUGCCAUAGAGGAGUUCGCGAACGCCUUCGACGGGGGCGCCUUGUGCUCCUCUUCUGAAGGAGAUGGCAGUGACUUCGCAGACGAUGCGGACGAGAAAACCGCGAAGCCACGCCAGCACGUUCGGCUGCUCUUCCGUCCAGUGCUCGAAGUGUGGCUGGAAGGCGUGUUGGUGUAUUCGUCUUUGCAACAGCAAGCCUGCUCUUUCGCCGCGUCGAAUGGUGCAGCAUUUCAUUACCAUGAUGAGAAGCAACAGAAGACGCAGCAACAAAACCACCAACAGCAACAAAACCACCAACAGCAACAAAAAUACCAACAGCAACAACAAGGCCUCUGCUGGUGCUGCGCCAGCCAAGUGCCAGUGUACAGUCCGGAGGACGAAAGUUUGAAGUUCGACAUUCCCGCUGGCGUCGCUCUUUGUGGCGAUGUGCUGCUGCGACUGCUGCACGUGCUCCCGGAGAGAAUCAGCCCGUCGCAGCAGCAGCAGCGUUUGCAACAGGACGCUCCUGCAUGCAGCAGCAGCACCUGCAGUCAAACCCCCAUUCGGGGUCGUAAAGUGCCGAUGGCGCGCGUCGCAUUUCACUCGGGAGUCGUGGAUUUGGCAGGAUGCGUUUCCUUCUGCAAGGCAGACUUGGAUGGGGGUCCUAUGCUCGCAGCAGCCUUCCCGGAGGACUGCUUUUUUUCUGUGUUUUUUGACCCUUUGAACUCCCUAGAAGAGGCUUCUUACAGCGCUACUGCAUGCGAAGGCGCGUGCGGAGUGCCCGGGGGAAGAAGCGGCAAAGACACAGCAGCGGCUGCAGCGGCUGCUCCUGCUGCCGCGAGAGAGCUGCAGCAGCUAGCCAGGCGAGUCAGAGAAGAAGGCGUUCAAUGCCGUGAGUUUCGGCGAAGGCAGCAGUGGCUGGAAGCUCCGACUCCUCCGCUUGCGGCAGAAGCUGGGGGAGUAGAUGACGGCGAGACAGGAUAUCCUCGGAAUGAACGGCGAGUCUGUGGAGCACUGUACAAGAGCUGUGGAGGGCCAAGUGGUUUCUUGACGCCUCCUCGGGGAGAAGUGCAGUCGCUUUUUGUUGGUGACGUGGCGAGGAAAUCUUCGCCUGAGCGCCUGGACUUGCAACACUGGAGUUGUGGCGAGGGCGCUCUUCCGAGUACGUCGAGAGCUGCAGCAGCAGCACCUGGCGCACAGUGGCCCCUUAGGGAAGUGUUGCCGUGGGAGGGAAGACAGCGGCAGGAAAAGAAGGAAGAGAGUGAAAGCGACAUUAGUUGGGGUUGUAGCGAAGACGAAGAAGACACAGCGAACUCAAAGUCUCUGCCUCCUCUUUCGGCUGAAAAUAUCCUGUCUCCCAGCUCCACAGGAGAGUCUUCGAUCUCGCAGCCUCUUCCAGCAGCUCCUCCGUCAUGUGCAUCAGCCGUAGCCGGCGAGAUAGAUGACGCAGGCAUUUUGCGACCAUACUCCACUACCACUACUACCAGCAUCAGCAAGAAUUCAGACGACAGUCUGCGUGAUCCUGUUGCACGAGCACCGCCAGAGGCUGAAUUUCCGGAGGAAGCGACGACUACAACAAGAGCGGCGAAAGGCCUCUUGCCACCCCGCAAUGGGCACCUCCAGUCCGCUUGCCACGUAGGAGGAUCCAGUGUACAGAGUGCAGCUUUCUCAGAGGCAAGAGGCGACGGAUUCAUCUCAUUGACACCGACCCGCCUUUUCGCAAGAGAUGCAGUGCAUGCACUGCAUGCAACAGCAGCUGCAGCACGAGAGGAAGGAGUGACAGCGGAGAGCGCCGGCUCUCGGGCGAGCAGCACUGCCGAAUGGAUUGCUGUGAGCUCCCCAGUCUCCUCGCCAGUGCUGCUGGCGUCUCCCCGCUUAACGUCUCAGGAGGUUCCCAGCAGCAGCAACAGCAGCAACGAAAGCAGUGGCAACACCACACCCAAACACCCAAAGAGCGACGAGGCUGUUGUUGAAGUAAAGAGUGCCUCUACAGACAUAGUGGAGAUAACGGUAGCAGGAGCAGUAGUGCCUGCAGCUGGCCUCAUAGAGGCUGUUGUUGAAAUAAAGAGUGCCUCUACAGACAUAGUGGAGAUAACGGUAGCAGGAACGGUAGUGCCUGCAGCUGGCCUCAUAGAGGCUGUUGUUGAAAUAAAGAGUGCCUCUACAGACAUAGUGGAGAUAACGGUAGCAGGAACGGUAGUGCCUGCAGCUGGCCUCAUAGAGGCUGUUGUUGAAGUAAAGAGUGCCUCUACAGACAUAGUGGAGAUAACGGUAGCAGGAGCAGUAGUGCCUGCAGCUGGCCUCAUAGAGGCUGUUGUUGAAGUAAAGAGUGCCUCUACAGACAUAGUGGAGAUAACGGUAGCAGGAGCAGUAGUGCCUGCAGCUUCACAGAACCUCUCCCUCCGCGCAGCCUCUGCUGCUUGCGUUCACUUGCGCGCAGCGGCGCUUCACGCCUCGCAGUAUAUUCAGGAAAAGACGUGCACCUCAGCCCGGUUGCUACUCUUGCUACAGGUUCUCUAA